UCUAAAAUUUUGAUGUAUAAAGAAAUGGAUUUUCAAUCUGAUUGCAUCUAUGGUGGGUUGAUAAAUUUUAACAGUAUGAAGGCAGUGAUUGAAAGAUACAACAAAACUAAGGAGGGUGAACUACAAUUGACAAAUCAAACUUCUGAGACAAAGUUCUGGCAAAGGGAGGCUGCCACAAUGAGGCAACAGAUACAAAUAUUACAACAGAGGCAAAGACAAAUGAUGGGUGAAGAGCUUUCUGGUCUAAGUGUCAGAGAACUACAGAAUUUGGAAAACCAACUGGAGACAAGUCUUAGGUGUGUUCGAAUGAAAAAGGACAAAUCACUUCUUGAUGAAAUCCAAGAACUAAGCCAUAAGGGAAACCUCAUUCAUCAAGAAAAUGUCGAACUGUGUAAGAAGGUAAACCUUUUAUGUCGAAAAAAUAUGGAACUUUAUAAGAAGGUAUCUAUUGAUGCAAAUACAAAAGCAUACUAA
Messenger RNA from Impatiens glandulifera, 474 nucleotides. RefSeq names its product MADS-box transcription factor 27-like. The transcript has 5 exons. Gene Ontology annotation, biological process: regulation of DNA-templated transcription. Gene Ontology annotation, molecular function: DNA-binding transcription factor activity. NCBI's taxonomy places the organism in Eukaryota, Viridiplantae, Streptophyta, Magnoliopsida, Ericales, Balsaminaceae. Bases 13 to 474 code for a protein of 153 amino acids. The record is from RefSeq and is a predicted model, not a curated record. Gene Ontology annotation, cellular component: nucleus.